UUCCAUCCCCUGCGGGUCUAGCCGCCCUCCCUCCUGUGGCCAGUGCGUCCCUCCCCUCUGCCUCCUGCGUCCCCUCCCCAGCCUCGAAAAGCCCAGCUGCUGCGAGCCCGCUCCAGUCCCGCAGGCCGACCUCCAGCUGCUGCCCUGCCUCCUCUGACUCCCGGGAGGCUCGUGGUCCAGCCCUCAGGCCCCUCGUCACCUCCUCACCCGCGCGUCACCGGCAUCUCCCACGUCCCCCAGGAGACGCCCUUUCCCUGUGCGCCCAGGACUUGGUGAAACUUUGCAGACGCCGGCGGUGAAAUGGAUUUAAUCCCAACGGCCCUGCUCCGGCUCUGGCUCCUGGCUUCCAGCCUCACACUCGGCGCUGAGUCGCUACGGAAAUCAGGUAAGGUGGGGCCUCCUCUUGACAUCAAGCUGGGUGCAUUGAACUGUACAGCUUUCAGGAUCCAGUGGAAAAUGCCAAGACAUUCUGGGAACCCCAUCAUUGGGUACAUGGUAUUUUACUCUGAAGUUGGUACGGAUAAGUCCCUGCGGGAGCAGUCACAUAAUGUACCUGUCGGUCAAGAUACCCCAAUCACUGAGGAAGUGAUUGGAGAUUUGAAACCAGGCACUGAAUAUCGAGUGAGCAUAGCCGCUCACAGCCAGACCAACAAAGGGCGGCUUAGUUCUCCUCAGCACGUGACCACUUUGUCUCAAGAUUCCUGCCUGCCCCCAGCAGCACCCCAGCAGCCACGGGUCCUUGUGGUUUCUGAUUCUGAGGUCGCCCUCUCUUGGAAACCUGGAGAGAAUGAAGGAAGCACCCCGAUUCAGUACUACUCUGUGGAGUUCAUCAGGCCAGAUUUUGACACCAGCUGGACCGUAAUCCAGGAGCAGCUCCAGAUGGACUCCAUGGUUAUUAAAGGCCUCGACCCAGAUACCAACUACCAGUUUGCUGUGAGGGCCAUGAAUCCCCAUGGCCUCAGCCCACGCAGCUGGCCCAGUGACACCAUCCGAACACUGGGCCCCGAGGAGGCAGGAAGUGGCCACUAUGGACCUCAGUACAUCACCAGCACGGGAGUCACUGAGGAUGAUGACGGAUCUGAAGAUGACCUAGAUCUGGAUGUUUCCUUUGAGGAGGUUAAACCUCUUCCUGCUACCAAAGCUGGGAAUAAGAAGUUCCUGAUGGAACCCAAGAUGACAUCUCUCUCUAAUCCAGAGAUGGGUUCCAGGCCUAUGCACCCCACCUCAGCAUCUCUCCUUGCAACAACAGUGGCUAUCCCACCCACGCCUGCCCAGUGGAAGGAGAAGGGCAGUGUGACCAAGAUGUCAAGGCUCUUUGACAUGUCUUGUGAUGAAACCUUCUGCUCAGCUGACAGCUUCUGUGCCAAUGACUACACAUGGGGGGGCUCACGAUGCCACUGCAACCUAGGCAAAGGAGGUGAAGGCUGCUCAGAAGAUAUCCUUAUUCGGUAUCCUCAGUUCUUUGGCCAUUCCUAUGUGACCUUUGAGCCUCUGAAGAACUCCUAUCAGGCAUUUCAAAUUACUCUGGAAUUCAGGGCAGAGGCAGAGGACGGCUUGCUACUCUACUGUGGGGAGAGUGAGCACGGGAGAGGUGACUUCAUGUCCCUGGCUCUCAUCCGACGGGCCCUCCACUUCAGGUUUAAUUGUGGAACUGGGGUUGCCAUCAUCAUAAGUGAGACUAAAAUCAAACUAGGAGCUUGGCACACGGUAAUGCUAUACAGAGACGGACUGAGUGGACUACUGCAGUUGAAUAAUGGCGCCCCAGUGACUGGCCAGUCCCAGGGCCAGUACAGUAAAAUUACCUUCCGGACACCUCUCUAUCUCGGUGGGGCACCCAGUGCCUACUGGCUGGUCAGAGCAACAGGGACAAACCGUGGCUUCCAAGGCUGUGUGCAGUCGCUUACUGUUAAUGGGAAGAGAAUUGAUAUGAGGCCCUGGCCACUGGGAAAAGCCCUCAGUGGAGCUGACGUGGGGGAGUGCAGCAGUGGGAUCUGUGAUGAGGCUUCCUGCGUCAAUGGUGGCAGCUGUGCAGCCAUCAAAGCAGACUCCUACAUUUGCCUCUGUCCCCUUGGGUUCAAAGGUCGACACUGUGAAGAAGCAUUCAUCUUGACCAUCCCUCAGUUCAGAGAGUCACUGUGGUCCUACGCUACCACACCCUGGCCCCUGGAACCCCAGCAUUACCUUUCCUUCACUGAGUUUGAGAUCACAUUCCGGCCAGACUCAGGGGAUGGUGUCCUCCUGUACAGCUUUGACACAGGCAGCAAGGACUUCCUAUCCAUCAACAUGGCAGGGGGCCACGUGGAGUUCCGCUUUGACUGUGGCUCUGGGACUGGAGUUCUCAGGAGUGAAGAGCCUCUCAGGCUAGGCCAAUGGCAUGAGCUUCAUGUGUCUCGCACGGCCAGGAAUGGAAUCUUACAGGUAGACAAGCAGAAGGUAGUAGGGGGAAUGGCAGAGGGAGGCUUCACCCAAAUUAAGUGCAAUACGGACAUUUUUAUUGGCGGAGUCCCCAAUUAUGAUGAUGUCAAGAAGAAUUCGGGUGUCCUCCAUCCGUUCAGUGGGAGCAUCCAGAAGAUCAUCCUGAAUGACUGGACCAUCCACGUGAAGCAUGAUUUCACAUCUGGCGUGAAUGUGGAGAAUGCAGCCCACCCUUGUGUGGGGGCCCCCUGUGCCCAUGGGGGCAGCUGCCGGCCCAGAAAGGAGGGUUAUGAGUGUGACUGUCCCCUGGGCUUCGAGGGUCUGCACUGCCAGAAAGCCAUCACAGAAGCCAUCGAGAUCCCACAAUUUAUUGGCCGCAGUUACCUGAUGUAUGACAAUCCAGAGAUCCUCAAGAGGGUGUCAGGAUCGAGAUCAAAUGCAUUCAUGAGGUUUAGGACUACUGCCAAGGACGGCUUGUUGCUGUGGAGGGGAGAUAGCCCCAUGAGACCCAACAGUGACUUCAUUUCUCUAGGCCUUCGGGAUGGAGCCCUGGUGUUCAGCUACAACUUGGGCAGUGGUGUGGCUUCCAUCAUGAUCAAUGGCUCCUUCAGUGAUGGCCGGUGGCACCGGGUCAAGGCCGUCAGGGAUGGCCAAUCUGGAAAGAUCACUGUGGAUGACUAUGGAGCCAGAACAGGCAAAUCGCCUGGCAUGAUGAGGCAGCUCAACAUCCAUGGAGCUCUGUAUGUGGGUGGAAUGAAAGAAAUUGCUCUGCACACGAACAGACAAUACAUGCGAGGCCUCGUGGGCUGCAUCUCUCAUUUUACCCUAUCCACCGAUUAUCACAUUUCCCUAGUGGAAGAUGCUGUGGAUGGGAAAAACAUCAACACUUGUGGAGCUAAGUAACACCAGCUGGCUUUGCCCAAGGGACAGAACAUCUAUCCUGAACAUCCCAAGGGCCCAGAGACCCUGCCUGAUGCUGCACACAGAGGCCCAGGGACCAGGUGUGUUUCCUCUCAUCAAGGACAAAGUACACCCUGAUGGGAACUGAGAAUCAAGACUGGAGGCCCUAAGUGGCCUUUUCUGCCAAGACUCUGUGGGCCAAACCUAAUGGAAUACUGUGUGUUGUAGUCUUUGAGAAAUCACACAUCAGUGUGAAUUCCAGAGACUGUCUGCUGUAGCUCAAUGGCUAUGUUCUGUUAGAGAUCAAGAACAAGAGCGUAAGUGAGAGUGAGAGUAAGUGAGAGAGAGAAAGAGAGGCAGAGAGAGAGAGAGAGAGAGAGAGAGAGAGAGAGAGGCAGAGAGAGGAACCCUACAGAACAGUAUUAAAAUAUUUCUGUCCGUCCCUGAUUUAUGACACUAGCAAGAUGACUAAUGACCUUGAACUUCAAAUUCACCUUAGCCUAUGGAUUGUUCAGAUUAACCCCUUCCAUUCUUUACUGGCUGAUUCAAUGUGUUCUGACUAGCCCAUGAAAAUAAAGGUUUGGGGAGAUUAAACAUAAAAUUUUAAUCAUGUGGCCCUCUUCCCCAAGUUUACCUUUAAUACAAAAUCCUUUUUUUAUAAAGCAAAUUGAAGAAAAUGGGACCCUGAUUUUGUAGCUGUACUUUUGUAUGUGUAUAUUUUUAUAGCCACAGACUGCCCACGUAGUGUGCUUUUGGACAUUACUUAAUUCUUGCA
This is a messenger RNA of Nannospalax galili (Upper Galilee mountains blind mole rat), 4090 nucleotides long. It is a transcript of the gene Egflam, whose product is annotated as EGF like, fibronectin type III and laminin G domains. The record is from RefSeq and is a predicted model, not a curated record. Gene Ontology annotation, molecular function: protein binding; calcium ion binding. The transcript has 22 exons. The coding region runs from base 301 to 3318 and encodes 1005 amino acids. NCBI's taxonomy places the organism in Eukaryota, Metazoa, Chordata, Mammalia, Rodentia, Spalacidae.